AUGAUAAGAGUGGGACAAUUACAAAGGUUUGGUGUGGCAAUAGGAUGUAAAAAGUUGGCAGGUGCCGUGGGAGAUAACUGCUGCCCCGUGGGAUGCAGACGAUGCAAAAAAAUAUGUGAAAACAGAGUACCUGGUAUAAAUGGAGAGCAUGACAUAAACGUGAAGUGCACAUGUCGAACUUGUAAAGGGUUUGUCCUCAACAAACCUGGAGAACAACCAUGUCCCACAGACAAAUGUCGAGGCCACGGUCUCAUCGAUAAGCGGGGUAACAUACGCAAGCACGACGAUGGUAAAUGCCAUGGCCACGAGCCAGAAACUGUAUAUAAAUGCUACUUCGGAGAAGAGCGCGACGAAUUCGGCAAUUGCACCAUGAAGUGCAAAGAUUGCCUCUUCAUUUUCUGGGCCAUGUUUCCUGAGAAAUUUCACGCGAUGAUGGGUAAAAUACGUGCGACAUUUGCUAACUCAAGUGAGAGUUCUAGAGCAACCACGAAAAGUCUUGUUGGUAAAAGGAUUCCCGAAGAGAUAAACAAUGAAAAAUACCCUGCUCUCCGUCCAAGGGCAUACGCUGGCUUGUCGUCAGCGUAG
Babesia bigemina is the source of this 585-nucleotide messenger RNA. RefSeq lists its product as hypothetical. NCBI's taxonomy places the organism in Eukaryota, Apicomplexa, Aconoidasida, Piroplasmida, Babesiidae. The record is from RefSeq and is a predicted model, not a curated record. The transcript has 4 exons. Bases 1 to 585 code for a protein of 194 amino acids.